Molecule: messenger RNA, 1162 nt
Organism: Phragmites australis (common reed)
Lineage: Eukaryota; Viridiplantae; Streptophyta; Magnoliopsida; Poales; Poaceae
Exons: 1
Coding region: 312-866 (184 amino acids)
Source: RefSeq, a predicted model, not a curated record
CCCAUUGUUAUCCCUAAGUAAUAUCUAGCUCUAAAGAUUUUUAGAGCCAAGAGCUCUAGCUUUAUAUACAUAUAUGGGGCAUAUGAUGGCUGGCCUAUAGUUAAAUUCACUUGAGUAGAGUGGAGGACAGUGCCACAAGAACCACGUACCGACCGACCGAUCGAUCAGACUUCAGUCACCCAAGUAUUUAUAGUGGUAUCACCGAGGCGUUUCUACGCACGAACAGCUAGCUCCCUAGCGACUUCUCUAGUCUCUCUGUGUCCGUCUCUACUGUGGAAUGUGGACAGAGGCAGGGAGAGGGUAAGAACAAGAUGGACAUGGGCGACUUCACCUUCCCAGCUACCGCGGCCGCAGCGUCGACGCCAGAGCCUGCAGGCCCUGGUCCGGUGCGCCACCGACACUUCCCCCACUUCGCCGCCUCGCCCCUCUGGUUCCUUCACUCUCCAACCGCCGGCCACGCCAUGGCGGACGAAGAGCCGCGGCAGGAGAAGGCGGGAGCGGGAGGAGGAGCGGUGCACGAGCUGGAGGAGGACAGGAUGGACCUGCUGUGGGAGGACUUCAACGAGGAGCUGGCGCUGCGUGGGGCCGGCGGCUCUUGCUCGAGGGCGGCGCUUGCAGCCGCGGGCGACGGGUUGGACCUGUCGUCGUCGUCGUCGUGCGCGGAGUCGGAGCCGGAGCCGGCGGGGCGCGUGCACGUGUACGGGUGCGCGCCGGUGCUGCGGGCGUCGUCGAGGGCCGGCGGGGCGGGGCACUACCGCCGCCGGACCGACAGCUGGGUGCUGCUCAUGAGGAUCUUCAGGAGGCUCUUCGUCAUCGAGAAGACCUUCUCGGCGGCCGCCAGGAAACACCCUACCAGGGCACGGUAAUGCAUGCGCUGAUACGUAUGUUCAGACCGUGCAAUGGCUUCCAUGAGUGGCAGCGCCUGCAAGAACCAUGGACGCAUGCCUCUGAUACAUAUGGCAAGUAAAUUAUACUCCAUUAGACAUACUUAUUGGGUGUUCUUGAUGGUGUAAAUAGGGUUCAGCAGAUACAGAGAAAAUAGUAGCAUCUCUCCAUUUCUUUUGUCUUAUUCCACUGUCACUUCUUUUAAUUAUAAAUCAUUAUUUUGUUCGGUCCUAAAAUAUUAUCAUAUUUAGUGUAAUAGUAUAAAUGUAAAAAAUUC